This is a messenger RNA of Cryphonectria parasitica EP155, 1200 nucleotides long. RefSeq names its product ribosomal protein L1. The record is from RefSeq and is a predicted model, not a curated record. Bases 1 to 1200 code for a protein of 399 amino acids. The transcript is spliced from 2 exons. NCBI's taxonomy places the organism in Eukaryota, Fungi, Ascomycota, Sordariomycetes, Diaporthales, Cryphonectriaceae.
AUGGCUCCCACGAAAACAGUCGUGAAGCAGAACGAUAAGGCGCCUCAAUUCGAGGUCGACCCUGAUCAGGCUCUCAAAGCCUCCAAGGCUCUCCUGGCACACAUCCAGAAAACCGCAGCCGAGACUGCCGCCAACGCAACCAAGAAGAACAUUCUCGACGUCGCCGACAACGAGGAGGACGCACCCUCGGCCGCCGAGACGCCCAUCUGGCUGACCAUCACCACCAAGCGCCACAUCCACGACACCAAGAAGCUGCAGCCCGCCAAGAUCGCCCUCCCGCACCCCCUGCGCGAUGCCGACGCCGACCAGGAGGCCACCAUCUGCCUGAUCGUGCCGGAGCCCCAGCGCCACUACAAGAACCUCGUCGCCUCGGAUGACUUCCCCGACCACCUGCGGGCGCGCAUCACCCGCGUCGUCGACCUCAAGCACCUGACCGCCAAGUUCAGGCAGUACGAGGCCCAGCGCAAGCUCGCCUCCGAGCACGACAUCUUCCUCGGCGACGACCGCAUCAUCAACCGCCUGCCCAAGGCCCUGGGCAAGAGCUUCUACAAGACCACCGCCAAGAGGCCCAUCCCUGUCGUCUUGUCGAAAAAGAAGCAACAGCGCGACGGCGAGGCAAAAGCCCCGCGGAGUAAGAAGUCGGCCGCUGCUGCUGCUGCUGCGGCGGACCCGGACAACAUCAACUGCAGAUCCGCCAAGGAGGUCGCCGCCGAGAUCGAGAAGGCCCUCGGCUGCGCCCUCGUGCACCUGUCGCCCUCCACCAACACGGCCGUCAAGGUUGGCAUCGCCAGCCUGGGGCCCCAGGCGCUGUCUGAGAAUAUCGUGAAGGUGGCCGGCGAGAUAGCCACCAAGUACGUGCCCAAGAAGAAGAACGGCAUCAAGGCCAUCUUUGUCAAGGGACCCCAGACCGUGGCCCUGCCAAUUUGGCAGUCUGCCGAGCUGUGGGUGGACGCCGAGACCGAUGUGAUCGCGAACGGCUCCGAGCAGGCCAAGGCCAUCGAGGCCAAGAAGGAGCAGGCCAAUAUCGGCAAGAAGCGCAAGACUGCCGGCUCUGCGGAGGAGGAGGAGCCCGAGGCCAAGAAGGCCAAGCGGGCAAACCUCCCCGAGAGCAACGAUGACAAGCUCGACAAGCAGAUCGCCGAGCGGAAGGCCAAGCUGCGCGGCGCAAAGGCCAAGGCGAAGUCUGCUCUGGACGAGUAG